AACAUGCGGCUGAGGGAGCGAAUAGCGGUGACGUAACAUCGUGGACCGUGCCGUGUUGUCACCAGCUGUUGGUGAAAAGAAGACGAAAGAAAAGUGGACCCGUCUCGGUUGAUUGUGUGUCCACGAGUGGACCGUAGCGCGUACAGCCACGCUGGGAGCUGAAGGAGAGUACCGGGUGACUAAUGGAAGCCCCGCAGACGCACCAGCCUCGCAGGGAUAGUUACAUAACUGAAGCCAUCGAUAACGCGAAAACUGUGAUAACGGAGUAGUACCCUUACAGGUCGGAGUUGAAGCCAUUUUUUCUCUGCAGACACCGUUACAGAAGUUUCACACCACCAUCAUGAAUGUGGGAACAGCACACAGCGAGGUUAACCCCAACACCCGAGUGAUGAACAGCAGGGGUAUGUGGCUGUCUUACAUCCUGGGCAUUGGCCUCCUUCACAUCAUCCUGCUGAGCAUCCCCUUUGCCAGUGUACCCGUGGUGUGGACCCUCACCAACCUCAUCCACAACCUGUGCAUGUACCUGCUACUUCAUACAGUCAAAGGGACACCGUUCGAGACCCCAGAUCAGGGCAAAGCUCGCCUCCUUACACACUGGGAGCAGAUGGACUACGGUGUGCAGUUUACUGCAUCACGCAAGUUCCUCACCAUCACACCCAUUGUCCUGUAUAUAUUAACCAGCUUCUAUACCAAAUAUGAUCGGGCCCAUUUUGUGGUCAACACCGUCUCCUUGCUCACUGUACUCAUCCCCAAGCUGCCCCAGCUGCACGGUGUGAGGAUCUUUGGGAUUAAUAAGUACUGACACUGCAGAAGAGGACACCUCCUUCCUGCGUCCCUGUGGACUGCUGAGAGCACACAGAGUAUCAAGCUUCUGAUUUGGCUGCAGAACCAUCGGGAUCUGUGGCCGUUUGGCGCCUUACUCUGCAGAGCAGCGCGCUAAAUAAAGCCUAUAGAGCAUACUGCCAUGGUACCAAACCCCAGGAAAGAGACACAAAGCACUAGAGAGCACAAAGGGAACGUGUUCUGUUCUGAUUAUUUGUGGAAUAUCUCUUUGAGUCUCACGAUUUUCCAGAGACAUUUCAAAAGGAUUUCCAAAAGUAUUUUGUACAUUUCUCUAGAAGUUUUCCAAUGUGACAAGUGCCGGGGGGAGCGGGACAAUGUAGUUGUACAAAUGUGGUGUGCCAUUUUGCACUACUGGCACACUGAGGCAGUAAUCAAAGCUAUUUUGUAUGUAAUGACACAGUGCUGUAUUUAUUCAGCUUCACUCUCGUGUGUAGCUUCCUCUUCUUCGAGGUUUCCGAGCUUAGAGCAGAGCAACAAUACUUUAAUGAAAUGGUAUAUAGGACCUGGGAAGUGCAGCGGAGACGAUACACAAGAAACCACAAGAUUUUAUAUUUAGGCCUCGCUGCUGAGCUCAGGGCCAAGAUUGGGAAGUUAAGCGGCUCUUAUUUUUAUCUGACCAUUUCCUUAUUUGGGCGCCUCUUGUCCUGGUUUGUGCAAAGCUCCCGUCUGUCCAUGCACAAAAUGAGCAAGAGCACAAGAGCAACCUGACUUAAGAGAGACACAACAUCGGUUCACAUGUGUCUGUUGCUCAUCAGUAAAAGUACUCAGGAUUUGUUAUGUUAGCAUCAGUCGGCUGUGUCUGCAUCUCAGUUAGGGACUGAGUUUAUUUAGCAAAAUGUAUCUCGGUACACCUGUGCAGUCUAAUGCACUGUAGCACAUUAACUCUGUAGUAAGUCUUGAAUUACUACAGGUGGUUCUUAUCUGAUUUGCCUUCACGUACGUGAUAAUUAGAAAUCCUUCACAGUGAUGAAAGAAGUGCAACAAUAAAGCGCACAGCAGGGUGCAUCUGUAUCUGCCGGCUGUGGCCAUCAGGUCUUCUUUAACCCUUUCUUUCCUGAAGCUUCCUGGUAAAGGUCAACGCUGGUAUUUGUUAAAAAAAUGCAUUUUCAAAGGUUUGAAAAAUGCAUUUAGGAUUUGGUGCGCUUCAUUUCUGUUGGAUCAAAUUGUGUAGAAACCAUAGCCAAAGUGUAGUGAAACAGUGGCCUGGGGCUUACAUGCAUUAUGACUUUAAGUAGUUUUUAUAGCAGAUGUUUCACUCUUCAGUUUGCUUUGCUUUGAUUUUCCCGUCUCCUAAACUGUUUAGGUUCCACUUUCUUAUCAUGUUUUUAGCUCAGUCUGUCUGCUGUUUGGUGCUGGGCGGGUGGGCUACGAUGAUUGUUUUCUGAUAUUAGCUGCUGCUGGAAACAAGGCUAACGAGAACAGUUUGUGGACUGGAAAAAGAAUUAGAAAAAGGAGACUGGCUUACCAAAAAAAUGUAGCUGCAUAAGAGUUUCAAAGUAGGUACGAUCCAGAUCUUUGAAGAGCAUCAGGUGCUUCCUGUUCACCUGAUUGAAACUGACAGUAAUUUACUGUCCUGUGUGCUGAAGGAAUUCUUUGCAUUACAGUAAAAAUGGCUAAAAUAAGCUGUGAGGUUGCUGCUUGCUGAGGAACGCAGUGAAAAUGGAUCUUUUUAAGUUCCCCAUAUUUCUAGGCUGAGUCAUUUAUUUUAAUUUUUAUAUUGUGGUCGGAAAUGAAACCAUCUCACCAGAGCACUGAGUAAUGCUUUGAUUCAACUACACAGCCAAAUGUGUGUUUUCUGACUUGAUUUGUCUUAAAAAAAGACACAAUUCAUAAUGAUUGACCCAAACUGUAGACCAGAUAUCCUAGUUUGAAUUCCUGUUUGGUGUAAUCAGGCAGUCAGAUAGACCUGCAGCCAUUCAGAGGCACAAACGAUUUAAAAAUGAAAGCAGACUGAAUGUUAAUCAUCAUCUCAUGUUUGACCUCCAUAAUUGAUAACUGGUACUGAUUAGCUCGGCACAGGCAGGGAGAGAAUGAAUCGCAGCUCAUUGAUGCAGCUCGUUUAAAGGGAACCAAAACAGUGUGAUGGUUAUUUACAUGAACAACAAUAUUAAUGGGAGCUCUCCUUCAUGGUAACAUUUUAAACAUUAUUCUGCAGUAAGAGGCAAAAAUGAAUGUUUCUUCUCUUUAGCUAAAUUCUUACAAUACCAAAUGUUUUUAUUGUGUAUGAAGAUCUGAGGAUUCAUUCAACUCUUUAAGCAGUUGACACAAUAAAAAAAAAUAGAGGUUAUAGAUAAAAAGCAGCAGCCAUAAUAAUGUAAACAUUUAAAAUGACUGGGAAUGGCAGCAGUAUUAAUUGUAGUAGUGACCAGAUUCAUACUUUAAUGGAGACAAAUUUUGAUUAGGUUUGGUCAUUGUGGUUCAUGCUGUUACCACAGAGCAGGAAAACGAUACAUCAGUCAAAGCAAUAAUCAGCAUUGACCAAAUGGUUCAUGUGUGUGUGUGUGUGUGUGUGCGUAACAGCUGAUGUGCCCCAGUCUGUCACACGUGAGCUUCAUCAUCACUCUAAAGGGCUUCAGUGUGAGACAUGUUAUAGAUUUUCACAGCACAAGACGACCUUUCCUGUUUUUUUACGGGACACUUUGAGAGCAGAGGCUAAACUGAAUGUUUGAUUAAAUGUGAAAAGUUGUGCUUGUAGCUUCUACUUGCUUUUUUUUUUUUUUUUUUUUUUUUUUGAAGGACAUAUCAAAGCCAUCUUCUGUAAGAGUGCUUGACCCUAAAUACAAUAUUUUUCAAGCAUCAUCUCAAAGUUUUUUAUGCUCGCAUUUGUGUGUUUGUCGUGUCCUACAGUUGGGAGUUGGUGACAUGAAGAAUUGUGCUCAUCAUGUUUUAUACUUUGCGUUUCAGUAUUUGGUACAACAUGAUGUGAGUGAGCCUGUCAGGCCUCUCCUGUCUUAUUGUGGCUGUACUUAAACUUGUGUUUGCACAUUCAGGAUGGUCAUAAACACAGAUGUAAGCGUCAACAAAGAGAGGCUGUAUUCAGGACAGCUUGUUUUCAGUGAUGCAGGUACUGACAUGUCAGAGUUUAGUUCAGAGGCUGCUUAAGAGGAUACCUAAUUAGUACUUACAGAAUAAUGGAGGUUACACAACAGCAAAACUGAAAAAAUGUAUUUAAUAAAUGUCGGAAGCACUUUGAAAAUUGUGAAUUGGUGUUAUUGUGUUUUGUAUUGUAAACUCUGCAGGCUCAGGGCUUUGUAGAGGCAAAAAAGCCUGCGAGUAUUAACGCUCGUAACGCACCUCCUGAUUGCUAUGCAGUAACAGUACUUUUUUUUCUUUUUAACUGCAGUAUGGCAGGUUAUUAAAUCUGAGUGAUUGUCCUAAACUCUGCAGAUUUAAGUUUUUUUUGUACUCUCUGUCAACUCUACCUGAUAGUAAACCUAUGCAUCCAAUCAAAAAUUAAAUCCAUGGUCUUUAUUUCCCCAUCGCAAGCCGACACUGACACCGCACUCUGUUAGACAACACCGGAGGCUGUUUAAACAUUCAGUAAGUGAAAGUAACGGUGAGGUGUUGGGGUAAAUUAUCAGGAUUUCACAGAUUAUAUGUAAGUGCUAUGAAAAACAGUAUAAUAACCUUCUUUUAGGGGCACAGUAAUCUUUUUAUUUAGUGUCGAGCAGACGUGCAGUUUUUUAAAGGAAUGUUGCACUAAAUGAUAUCGGUAAAUGCAGUCACUGAGCAAUAAUCUAUUUAUGUUACUGUGUGUGAUUCAUCAUAGGCCUUCAUAUAUUAUACUAUUCAAAGUUCACAUGAACAAAAGCACAGGAGAACCACCGCUGUUGUAAAAGGUCAGCAAACCCAGAGCCGCAGCGUGCCCGACUCAUCUUCCUUUGGAAGAUUUAAA
Messenger RNA from Archocentrus centrarchus (flier cichlid), 4738 nucleotides. It is a transcript of the gene ormdl3, whose product is annotated as ORMDL sphingolipid biosynthesis regulator 3. The coding region runs from base 341 to 802 and encodes 153 amino acids. The record is from RefSeq and is a predicted model, not a curated record. Gene Ontology annotation, cellular component: endoplasmic reticulum membrane. The transcript has 4 exons. NCBI's taxonomy places the organism in Eukaryota, Metazoa, Chordata, Actinopteri, Cichliformes, Cichlidae.